Molecule: messenger RNA, 2114 nt
Organism: Myotis davidii
Lineage: Eukaryota; Metazoa; Chordata; Mammalia; Chiroptera; Vespertilionidae
Gene: EPS8L1
Product: EPS8 like 1
Exons: 14
Coding region: 105-1805 (566 amino acids)
Biological process (GO): positive regulation of ruffle assembly; Rho protein signal transduction; regulation of Rho protein signal transduction
Cellular component (GO): ruffle membrane; plasma membrane; vesicle
Molecular function (GO): actin binding
Source: RefSeq, a predicted model, not a curated record
GGAGGCUCGGUGGGAAUCAUCGGUCCCGAAGGUCAGAGCAGGCCCUCACCUCUUUGCUGGCUCCCAGGGCACCUCCAGGUGGCAAGAGCUGCCCACUCGGCACCAUGAGCACCAGCAUCGGCCCAGAAGCUGCCCCCAAACCGAGUGCCAAGUCCAUUUAUGAGCAGCGGAAGCGGUACUCCACGGUGGUGAUGGCGGAUGUGUCCCAGUAUCCCGUCAAUCACUUGGUGACGUUCUGCCUGGGCGAGGAGGAUGGCGUGCACACGGUGGAGGACGCCACGAGGAAGCUGGCCGUCAUGGACAGCCAGGGCCGCGUCUGGGCCCAGGAGAUGCUGCUGCGCGUGUCUCCCGACCACGUCACGCUGCUCGACCACGUCUCCAAGGAGGGCCUCCUGGCGCUGCGGGCCAAGCCGCCCAGCGAGGCCGAGUACACGGACAUGCCCGAAUGGGGGGCGCAGAGCCAGGCAUCGGAAGGCGGGGCCUGGGUUGGGGGGGUGUCUGAGCGCCCCUGGCUGGAAGGGUUUGCCAGGAGCGAUGAGGGUCGGGGAUCAGGAGUCUCACCCGCCCCCUGCUCUGUCCGCCAGGACAUACUGAACCACGUGUUCGACGACGUGGAGAGCUUCGUGUCGAAGCUGCAGAAAUCCGCGGAGGCGGCCCGAGUCCUGGAGCACAGGGAGCGCGGCCCCACCCCCGCCCUGCAGGCGCGGCUGCGCGGCAACAUCGCGAACCCCUCCUCCCCGGAGCUGCUGCACUUCCUGUUUGGACCCCUGCACGUGAUUGUGGAGAUGUGGAGGGGGCCUGGGCAAGUCGGGAUAAGAAGAACCAAGCAGCAAAGCUGGAGGAGCAAAAGGGGGGUCUGGGCACGGGCCGGGCAGCGGGUCUCAGCAGGGACAGCGUGCUGGGAGCUGCCUGCCCCCCACAGGGGGCGCCGCGGCCCUGAAGACCCCCCCUCUCCCUUGCACAGCUCACACCGACACCCUACAGCCCAGAGCAGUGGGGCCGGCUGCCUCCUUUCCCCAACCUUCCCCCUUCUCCUCAGUCACCAAGACCCGGAGUCAGAACCGGAGCCGGAACCGGAGCCGGAGCCAGCAGGGAAGUGGGUCCUGUGUAAUUAUGACUUCCAGGCCCGCAACAGCAGCGAGCUCUCGGUCAAACAUCGGGAUGUGCUGGAGGUCCUGGAUGACCAGCGCAAGUGGUGGAAGGUUCGGGACCAGCGGGGGCAGGAGGGAUACGUGCCCUAUAAUAUCCUGACACCCCACCCAGGGCCCCAGGGGAGCCGCAGCCCAAGCCCUGCCCGCGUUCUGGUGAGUCAGGGCGGACCCCUGGGUCUUGAAGGGAGAGGCUCUGGGAACCAGAUCCUGGGUCCUGGGGACGAGGGUUGGGUCGAGUCAAGGGCACCUGGCGGAGGAGGUGCUGGGGGGGGAGGGGUCGGAACUUUAUCUCCAUCAGGAGGGCCUGGGAGCCCUAACCGGUUUGGCUCAGUGUUGGACAAACGGCUGGCCCGGCAUGACGUGAUUGGUGGGGCUUGGGAGGCUGGCGUUCUGAUUGGCCGGCAGGCUGACCGCGCCCCGCUGCCCUUGCUCAGGACCGUGGAUGCGCUGGGAGUGCUGACCGGCGCGCAGAUUUUCUCGCUGCAGAAGGAGGAGUUCCGCGCGGUGAGCCCCGAGGAGGGCGCCCGCGUGUACAGCCAGGUCACGGUGCAGCGCGCGCUGCUGGAGGACAAAGAGAACGUGUCAGAGCUGGAGGCCGUGAUGGAGAAGCAAAAGAAGAAGGUGGAAGGCGAGAUGGAAACCAAGGUCAUUUGACUCUCCCCGGACCUCCGGGAACGGUGUCCGGGCGGCGGGUUUCCCCGCGCCCCGUGGGAGAAUGGACUCUGCAUGCAGACCCCCCGCCGAGGGAACCAGACCCCUGGACGGAUCGCGGACCUGUUCCGACCCUGCUCUUCCCAGUCCCCGUGGAUAAAACGGACCAUCCUUGCUGCACAGUCCUGGGCGAGGCCGGGCUGGAGCGGGAGGGGCAGGGGAAAGACCACGCAGGGACCGCGCUCGUGGCGCGCUCAGCCCUGCUUAUUGCCAUGUGCUGCCCCGUCUAUAAACAGCCUCCUCUUCACAGGC